AUGGCCAAUGAGCUGCCUUUUCCCUGUUGCCCAAAGUUGAGUCCAGCUUGCAGCCCUUUCCAGGAGAUGCUGGGAAAUGUUGUUCUGUAUGGGCUAUUCUAUUAUAUGUUUCUGUUGAUGGAUUUGGCACUUCUGAAUUGUACAGUGCGCCAGAUGGUAAUGUUCAGUGCAACAUGGCCUCCUUCUGUUCAUCAGUUAGCUCAGGAGUUCAUGGAUCCAAAUCCUGUCAAGGUGGUUGUGGGUUCGGAGGAUUUAGCUGCCAAUCAUGAUGUUAUGCAGAUUGUAGAGGUAAUAGAAGACCGUUCACGCGAUGCACGUUUGGUUGCCUUGCUAGAGAAGUACCACAAAUCCCAAAGGAACAGAGUAUUGGUUUUUGUCUUGUACAAGAAGGAAGCAUCUCGUGUUGAAAAUAUGCUUCAAAGAAGGGGUUGGAAGGUUGUCUCUGUACACGGUGACAAAGCUCAACAUGAUCGUACAAAGGCACUCUCUUUGUUUAAGGAUGGAACCAGUCCUCUGAUGAUUGCCACUGAUGUAGCUGCUCGAGGAUUGGAUAUUCCAGAUGUGGAAGUGGUGAUCAACUACAGCUUCCCUCUCACUACCGAGGACUAUGUUCACCGGAUAGGGAGAACUGGUCGGGCUGGUAAAAAGGGUGUUGCUCACACCUUCUUCAUGCAUGAAAACAAGGGCCUUGCAGGAGAGCUUGUUAAUGUUCUUAGAGAAGCAGGGCAGAUUGUGCCUGAUGCCCUCAUGAAAUUUGGCACACAUGUGAAGAAAAAGGAAUCCAAGCUAUAUGGGGCCCACUUCAAAGAAAUUACAGCGGAUGCCCCCAAGUCUAUGAAGAUCAAAUUUGACAAUUCAGAUGAUGAAGAUUGAGUCCCAAGGGAUAUUCCAAGUCUUUAUUUUUAUUUUUUAUGAUUGCACUAAAGAGGCAAGUGGAAUUUGAGAUAGCACAGGGGUAGAUACCUUGAAUACUACACUCUCAACUGGAGUGAAUUUUUCAGAAGAAAGAGGAAUUAAGGUUAAAGUUCAUGAAGCCAGUGAGAACCCGACCAGCGUGUUGAACUUGAACUGUCUGCAGCUUUCUCCUCAUAUUGGAAUGCCAUAACCUGUAUAAUGUAUUAGCAGCCAGGCAAUCCUUACAAAAUUUUGGCUAGUUUGAAGUGACUCCCGCUUGGAGAGUGGUUUAGCUAUUUUUAUUGGUUUAUGGCUAUUAUUUCUUGCAAUAUGUUUACUUGUUUAUCAAGAAUGUGUAUUUUUGACAUUUUUUUUUUAAUUAAAAGCUCUCUCUCUUUAUCUGCUGCUUAUUUUUGGAGAACUAUGUACUCUGUAAUUGUUGAACUUUUUAAACCUCAUCUACUAAAUGCAUGUCACUGUCCAACAGCUUUCUGGAGAA
Molecule: messenger RNA, 1393 nt
Organism: Macadamia integrifolia
Lineage: Eukaryota; Viridiplantae; Streptophyta; Magnoliopsida; Proteales; Proteaceae
Product: DEAD-box ATP-dependent RNA helicase 5-like
Exons: 9
Coding region: 1-873 (290 amino acids)
Biological process (GO): rRNA processing
Cellular component (GO): nucleolus
Molecular function (GO): RNA binding; RNA helicase activity
Source: RefSeq, a predicted model, not a curated record